Messenger RNA from Coffea eugenioides, 1895 nucleotides. RefSeq names its product ruvB-like protein 1. The coding region runs from base 58 to 1425 and encodes 455 amino acids. Gene Ontology annotation, biological process: chromatin remodeling; box C/D snoRNP assembly; regulation of transcription by RNA polymerase II. The transcript has 12 exons. NCBI's taxonomy places the organism in Eukaryota, Viridiplantae, Streptophyta, Magnoliopsida, Gentianales, Rubiaceae. The record is from RefSeq and is a predicted model, not a curated record. Gene Ontology annotation, molecular function: ATP binding; DNA helicase activity; ATP hydrolysis activity. Gene Ontology annotation, cellular component: Ino80 complex; Swr1 complex; R2TP complex.
GCAUAAACCCACAAGAAAGAAGAACAGAAAAGAGAGGGAAAAAGAAGAGAAGGAAAGAUGAAGAUAGAGGAGGUACAAUCCACCACAAAGAAGCAGAGAAUUGCUACUCAUACUCAUAUUAAAGGCCUUGGACUCGAGCCCAAUGGAAAAGCAAUGCCUUGGGCAGCAGGAUUUGUGGGGCAGGCUGCAGCUAGAGAAGCUGCUGGCCUUGUUGUUGAUAUGAUUCGCCAAAAGAAGAUGGCAGGGCGGGCACUUCUAUUUGCUGGACCUCCUGGUACUGGGAAAACAGCUCUUGCCCUUGGAAUAUCCCAAGAACUUGGGAGCAAGGUUCCAUUCUGCCCAAUGGUUGGGUCAGAAGUGUAUUCAUCUGAAGUAAAGAAAACUGAAGUUUUGAUGGAGAAUUUUAGACGAGCUAUUGGUCUCCGUAUCAAAGAAAAUAAGGAAGUGUACGAAGGAGAGGUCACUGAACUAUCUCCUGAAGAAACUGAAAGUGUGACCGGAGGAUAUGGUAAAAGCAUCAGCCAUGUCAUCAUUGGUUUAAAAACUGUCAAAGGUACCAAGCAGUUAAAGCUGGACCCAACAAUAUAUGAUGCACUGAUUAAAGAAAAGGUAGCUGUUGGUGAUGUUAUAUAUAUUGAAGCAAAUAGUGGAGCAGUUAAAAGGGUAGGCAGGAGUGAUGCUUUUGCUACUGAGUUUGAUCUUGAGGCAGAAGAAUAUGUCCCAUUACCUAAAGGGGAAGUUCACAAGAAAAAGGAGAUAGUCCAGGACGUCACAUUGCAUGACCUGGAUGCUGCAAAUGCAAGGCCUCAAGGUGGACAAGAUAUAUUGUCCCUGAUGGGUCAGAUGAUGAAACCAAGGAAAACAGAGAUUACUGACAAGUUGCGUCAAGAAAUCAAUAAGGUUGUGAACCGUUAUAUUGAUGAAGGUGUUGCAGAGCUUGUUCCAGGAGUCUUGUUUAUUGAUGAGGUUCAUAUGUUGGAUAUGGAAUGCUUUUCAUACUUGAACCGUGCUGUAGAAAGUUCUCUAUCACCAAUAGUGAUUUUUGCCACAAAUAGGGGAAUAUGUAAUGUCAGAGGAACAGAUAUGACAAGCCCUCAUGGCAUACCCAUCGACUUACUUGACAGAUUAGUGAUUAUACGGACUGAAACGUAUGGUCCAGCUGAGAUGAUACAGAUAUUAGCAGUCCGUGCACAGGUAGAGGAACUGGUAAUUGAUGAAGAAAGCCUGGCUUUCCUUGGAGAGAUAGGACAGCGAGCAUCUUUGAGGCAUGCAGUUCAAUUGUUAUCACCGGCCAGUGUCGUAGCUAAAAUGAAUGGUCGUGACAAUAUAUGCAAGGCGGAUCUUGAGGAAGUGAACUCCCUAUAUCUGGAUGCAAAGUCUUCGGCCAGUCUUCUUCAGGAGCAGCAUGAUAAAUACAUAUCGUAGUGAACAAAUAAGAUGAACUCGUUGAUGCAAUCUUUGAUGUCAAGACGCUUGAUUCUAACCCCUGAGAAGAGUAUUAUCCAAAUUUCCGAGGCAUUGGUUCUGAUGAGAUUGAAUGCAACUCGGCCAGUCUUCUCUGGUCACCAUCUGUUUUUGCCUAGGUUGUGGGGAAGGGAUAUGGGUUGAUUCAACAUGCAAUCUAAUUAGAAAGUAGUCGUGUUCUAAUGCUUCGUGGCAUAAUUUUGACAUCAAAUGUGGAAAGCGCAUUCUUGUUUUUACUUGUAGUAACUGGUGUGGCUUUCAUGUUGCUGUGAGCGUUACAAAACUUGAUCAGUUUGGCUUUGAUGGAGUCCAUCUGCAAAAUGUGAGCAAAUGGGAUCGGAAUGGAAUCGUAUCUUUUGAUGAGGAUCUAUUUGUAAUUUUCAACUCUAGACUAAUUCGUGUUAGCAAUACGAUAUAAUAUUAUUUGUAAA